Molecule: messenger RNA, 753 nt
Organism: Penicillium robsamsonii
Lineage: Eukaryota; Fungi; Ascomycota; Eurotiomycetes; Eurotiales; Aspergillaceae
Product: phosphatidylglycerophosphatase
Exons: 1
Coding region: 1-753 (250 amino acids)
Molecular function (GO): phosphatidylglycerophosphatase activity
Source: RefSeq, a predicted model, not a curated record
AUGGCCGGCUCACCCAAUUCCAAUCUACGAGGCUUCAACCACGCCGUACAAACCCUCCUCAAACAACCAACCCAAUUCCUCCCACACCUCACAAUCCCAACUUUCACCUACCUCCCCGAGAACCUAGGACCACACCUGAUCAGCGCAAAGAAAGGACUCCAAACACCAUCCGAAAAACCACCGCACACACCCACUAUCCGCGCCCUAGUCCUUGAUAAAGACAACACGCUCUGCGCGGCGAAAACAACAUCCUUCCCACCGCAGAUCCUCGCCAAACUAUGCUCCCUCCGCACCUCGCCAACGUCCCCUUUCAACCAAACAACAAACCCGCACUCGAUCCUGAUCGUCUCGAACCGCGCCGGCAGCCACGCGAGCUUCGACGGCGAAGUCUCCGAGCUAGAAACGCAGCUUGCGCAUCUGCGCAUUCCUGUCUUUCGCCUGCCGGCGGGCGCGGAAAAGAAGCCAUUUUGUGGUGACGAGGUUGUGCAGUGGUUCCGGGAGAGAGGGGUUGUUGAAUCUGCGCAUGAGAUUGCUGUUGUUGGUGAUCGGCUUGGGACCGAUGUACUUAUGGCGGGGAUGAUGGGGUCAUGGAGUGUUUGGUGUAAGGAGGGGGUGUUUGAUGUUGGGAUGAAGGGGAAGCCGGAGCGGAAUAUUUUGGAGAAGAUGGAGGUUUGGAUUGAAUGGUUCCUUAGGGAGAAGCGAGGAUUUACGGCUCCAUUGCCGAUGGGGUGGGAGAAGCAGAAGCAGUUGUAG